This is a messenger RNA of Glycine soja, 858 nucleotides long. RefSeq names its product nifU-like protein 1, chloroplastic. Lineage: Eukaryota; Viridiplantae; Streptophyta; Magnoliopsida; Fabales; Fabaceae. The record is from RefSeq and is a predicted model, not a curated record. Gene Ontology annotation, cellular component: mitochondrion. Bases 36 to 707 code for a protein of 223 amino acids. Gene Ontology annotation, biological process: iron-sulfur cluster assembly. Gene Ontology annotation, molecular function: iron-sulfur cluster binding; iron ion binding. The transcript has 2 exons.
UAGUUGUCCUAUUUGAGUGUAUCUUGACUGCAUUUAUGGCCAUGGCAACUCUAACCCCAAUGUGUUGCUCAUGUUCAACACCCAGAUUCAGUGGUCAACACCAUCAGCAUGGCUAUCAACUAAAACUAAAACCCUCAGUUUUGAAUUUCAGACCUCAGAAGCAAAAUAGAAGCAUCAGAAUCCGAUCACCCUCUGCCUCCAACCCGAACCAGAAUGAGUCUUCUUCUCCCGGAUUAUACUCUGCCAAGAAAUUCGACCUCACCGCAUCCAACGUCGACCUCGUUCUCGACGAUGUUCGCCCUUACCUCAUCGCCGACGGCGGCAACGUGGACGUGGUGUCGGUGGAAGACGGCGUGGUAUCUCUCCGUCUCGAAGGAGCAUGCGAGAGCUGCCCCAGCUCCACCACCACCAUGACCAUGGGGAUCGAGCGCGUUCUUAAGGAAAAAUUCGGAGACGCUGUUAAGGACAUACGCCAAGUCUACCUUACCGAACCAAGGGAGACAACGGUUGAGGCGGUGAAUAAUCAUCUUGAGAUAUUGAGGCCGGCCAUUAAGAAUUACGGAGGGAGCGUGGAAGUGGUGUCCGUAGAAGGCGGGGAGUGCGAGGUAAAGUAUGUUGGACCUGACUCCAUUGGAUCCGGAAUCAAAGCAACCAUCAAGGAGAAGUUUCCAGAUAUUCUCAAUGUUACCUUCACCACCACCACUUAGCUCUUUCUCUGUAAUUAUUCCUUCAAAAGAUAAACUUCCUCUGCUGCUAAAUGUAUUAGUAGUAGAUUGUCUCCUUUUUUCGCUUGAAUAUUACAUGCAUCAGCUCUGAAUGAAUUUAAGUAUGGAAUUGUUAUUUCCUUUUAGAGCCUAA